AUGUCCUCUGAAACAUUACAUCCAGACGACCAGAUUUCCCAUUGGAAGGACAGAUGGGACAAAGGACAGAUUGGCUUCCACAGAACAUAUGUGAACCCGGCACUACAGAGACAUGUGGAAAAGUUAAUUCCCGAGGCUGGAGCCAAUGCUGUCUUCUUCCCGCUGUGUGGAAAGUCAGUAGACAUGAAGUGGAUGGCAGACCGAGGUUUGACUGUUAUUGGAGUUGAGGGGGUUCAGUCAGCUAUUGAACAGUUCUUCCAUGAACAGCUUCUGGACUAUGUAGUUGAUGAGGUGCCCAGUGCUGGCAGUGGUGCCAAAGUUUAUCAGAGUCAUGAUGGCAGGAUCAGACUGUACCAUUGCGAUAUCUUUCACUUCACAAGUGAGCUUGAGGGAACCGUAGAUGCAGUGGUGGACAAAAACUCAUUGAUAGCUUUACCACGAAAAGAUGUCCCUCGGUAUGUGCAGGUGAUCAAGAACAUGUUGAGUCCUGGAGGCAGAAUUCUUUUGGAUGUUGUCGAAUAUGAACUAUCCCUGAUGGAUGAAGUGGAAGGACCUAACAAACCCCCACCACCAUUCCCCAUGUAUGAAGAGGAGCUGAAAACAUUAUAUGGACCCGAGUUCAGCGUAGAGUUCUUGGAGAGGAAUUCAGCGGAGCUUAGAGGGAAACAGAUUUAUUGUUCAAGCUACCUGCUCAUCAAGAAAUCUUGA
Messenger RNA from Candidula unifasciata, 708 nucleotides. Lineage: Eukaryota; Metazoa; Mollusca; Gastropoda; Stylommatophora; Geomitridae. The record is from the annotation of a GenBank genome assembly.